GCGGAAGUGUAUAGUCAAGCGCGUGUUCGAACAGAAAAAGUGCUGUUCACAUUUAUAUAAAAUAUUUUUGCACUCUUAUAAUUGAAAAAGAUAUUUGAGAGUCAUAUUUAACAUACGGACACACAAUUUUUAAAACUUUUACAGCUCUAGAACACUCUUUUUAUUCGAAGUGUAUUAGGGUUGUUUGCAAACUACCGAGUAGCACAAAUACAUCUAGGUGUCUAAAUUUCUAAAGUGACGAAUGUCUAAAUGUCUGAAUUUAUAAAUUUCCGAAGGUACAAAUGCCUAAAUUUCCAAAGUUACGAACGUCUAAAUUCCUUAAGUUACGACUGUCUUGUGAAAUGAAACGUUGAAACGUGUAACUUUAGAAAUUUACACAUUUACUCGAAACAACGGCAACACCAAUAGAACACCACUCAAAAUGCCAUUGCUAUUGCGCCAACGUGAUAAGCAACACACCCUGUACACGGUUUAAGGAACACACAAUCCCUGAGGCGCGCGUCGCGAGUUCGCAGCCGGAGCUUCGAUCGCGAGGGGCGAUUCUCGGCGCAAUUAGUGAACAUCACGCGAUGGGGAAAGUGACGAACAGUCCUAAGCUCGGCGACAACGGCAAGAAGCCGCAGGACAAGAAGAAGAAAAGAAGAAUCAAGAAAAGCUUGGACGAUCUGCACCGAAAACUCGGCAAACCGGCCAAGCGAAAUCGGAAGUCGUUCGAGGCCUGGCAAAGCCAUUUCGUAAAGGUUCUACACCGUUUCGCGGACGUGCGCCAGGAAUAUGGCAAAGAUACGAAAACCGACGGGAAAUCGGGCAAAGAGCGAAACUCGAGGCGAGCAGCCAACAGAAUCCUCGGCAGACCCCUGUCCGGGAUAUACAGGAAUGGCGCCGUGGGCAAGGAAAUACGGAGAACGCAAACGAAGCUACCUUUCAAUGAUCUGAACAAUGCCAGGCUCGAAGGGGAUGUUAUGAAGCUUCUUCACGGAUACGAUGCGAAUUCCAAGGGCAUCAUGAUCGAGAGCAGCAACAGAGAAAGAUCGAGCGAUCAGAUGAUAGAUUCCACCGCAAAGGAGAUUUUUCAGUCCACUCUGGCUGAUUUAGAUUGCGUGAGCCCAGUUUUGCUUAAAAUGAACGGAAGGAAACGAUAUUGCAAGGAAGAAAGUGAUGGAAAUGCUGACCUUUGGGGGCAUAAAAUACUAUCGCAAAUGAUUCUAGAAAAAAAAAAAUCGACGAACUCAAAAUUCCAGCAACACUCCGCCAUUCAACGGUACGAGGAACUCUGCGCCACGGUUUCCGCCGAAAAUUUCGAUAGACUGAGUUUUCCAGACCAAUCCGUGGCAGACCCCCUAACAACAGUGAAGAGGAAGCUAAGAAGCACCUACGCGGAGACUUUCCACAACCAAUUCCUCCGAGACAUGAUCAAACGCGGGAACAUCAUAAGCGAACACACCCCUAGGACCUCCACCCCGAGUCCCAUCCUACCGGAAGUGAUGUACAGUUCCUCCGGUUACGGAGAAAGCGGUGAACUGAUCGCAGGGAACGUGGACAACUCGGUCAGCCAGACUAAUCGCAGAACACACACGAAAGAUGCCGAUUCACUGGUGAAUCCGAGCGGAUUUCUGCUGUCGAGAUCGAAUUUCCAGUUGAACAACAGUACAAAAGAGAUUCCCACGCCUCGACUACUGUUCAGUUUCCCUAGCUUAGCCUCCAAAAGUACCGCGGACACCGUAGAAUCGAAACAGGAGAGAAAUCUACGAAGGCUAAACUCUGACGUCGAUUUCCUCGGAUCGAGCGCGAGAGACCAUACUUCGCUAGAAGUUAACUGUCCUCCUAGCCACCCGAAGAACCUGCUAUACUCCGACAUACCCGAACAGCAAAGAAGCAAAACGAUGAUUCUAGCGCAGUGCAAAAUGUCAAGGGAAUCGACGAUCAAGAGGCAAUUGAUCAAACGCAGGAACCAGCGCACGCAGACGACGGGUUCCUUAAGAAGACAUCCAGCGAUGUCCAACGCAAAAAUAGCGCACCACGAGAAGGAGAAGAGCAUGAGGCACAUGCCGGCCAUACUUCGACGUUGCAACAAAGCGAAUUUAUUCGACGAAGCCUCGCUCGACCAGACAAAGAAGAAGUUCCAGUUUACUCCCGUCUCGCCGCCGUCUAUUCGAUCCGACCUAACCGACAAUUUCAACUGCACGAGUGACCUGGUCGUGCAGACCUGCGUGAUAGCGUCCCCAAGUCUGCGCCGGGAUGAGUCUCAAUGCGACCAGCAGCUAAACAACAUCUUCUCGAAGAGGAACAAGAGGACCCAGAAGACAGUGAUGUUCACGAGAAAAGACUCGCGAAACGCGGGUCACUGUCUGUUUGUCAACGAUAUGAUGCCCGACAGGCCAGCAGACACCCCUAGCAUCUGCCUAGCGAGGAAAGACCUGCUCCAGCAGCAGGAGAAGUGCUCGAGGAACGUCUGCGCAGCUCACAGAAGCUGCCAACGAGCAACAAGCAACUGCCACCGGUCGUUCUGCUGCUCGCAGGUCUCCGAAGACUCGAACUACUGCAGCCAAGAGCUGAACGAAGCUGCCCAGCUGCGACCAGUGCACUUGCAGGAGCCUGUCUUCUGCGAGAAAAUGUUGUUGAAGAAGCUCCACCAGCAUCCUGUCCGCGAAAACAAUCAGCACUGCCAUGGGAAGAACCAGACUGUCUGCUUUUUAACUCUAGACGAAGAUUCGAGCGAUAGGCAGGACUACAGCGGAGUUAGCGCGCCUGCGAUGGAGAAGUCGAGGACACUGAAAGAUGGCAUCUACCGCCACAAGGAAAUGGCCGACGUUGGCCUACUAAAAGGCGUCCAGAAUCUGCAGAUACUACCGAUGGAGGAGUCCAGGGUGAAAUGCAGCAGCGACCGGUGCAUCGGGAAGACAGUGCUGGUGGAAGAGCAACCGGUCAAGUACCUGGCGUUCGACAACGACUCCGAGACUCAAAGGCUACCUAUCUACAUACAGAAGCAGCCCCAGUUCGCCUCAGCGGAUAAUACCGACGCAAAUUACCGAUUGAUCUCCUGCCCCGCGGAAUACACGCAGAAAAUUCUGCUCGUGCCAACGCGGGAGAACAGCAAAGUGAUGUACGUGAAGGAAGCGGAUCUGAACCGACCCGGUGUGUCUUUCGAGCGAGUCGUUCAUCCCAGGAAAAUGUUUUACCGACCGGACCAACUGAACGUUCAAAACGCGUCUAACGUUUGCGAGGUACACGUUCCCAAGCAGAACGUCCUGGAAGUUGGGAACCAUGGGACGAUACUGCAGCAAAGGGACCAUGAGAAGAGGUCGAGGAACACCGUCGGUAACUGGUCAAAGAACACACUAUUGUGAGGGAUGCCUGCGCGAAGAAUCAAACUGUCUACUACAAAGAGUGACAGUGAAAUUCCUUGGAAUGUACAUUGCAUUACGUAUAUUAUUUUUCUGUGGUACUUCAGUGUGGUAUACACAAUUAUUUAUUGCAUUUUGCCUACAGUGCCUACAGUGGAAACGUAUAUUUUUUUUAAGUUUGUAUAUACAUUAGCAACGAAGAAUGUAUACGAGACUUAAUUGUGCAAAAGUGAAUCGUUGCACAAAGUUGUUUAUUCAACGGAUCGGAUUUCGUUUUGAAUUGAGUACGAAGGAAAUAUUUCCUGGAGAACGUUAGAGAAAAUGGCAGUUCAACGUUUGUACGUUUGUAACGUAAUAUAAAUGAAAUAUAAUUAUAUGCAUUAUACAUGUUACAUUAUAACUAUAUUAUAUAUUAUAUUACAAGAUGGUUGUAAUGUAAUAUAAAUUAUAACCAUAUUAUAUAUUACAUUAUAUCCAUCUUACAAUAUAAUAUAAAUUAUAACCACAACGUAACCAAAAUGGCCACCGAUUUUCCGUUACACUUGAUUCGAAUAUUUGAUACGAAUGUUUCUUUUGUACAAACUGCAGCAUU
This is a messenger RNA of Nomia melanderi (Alkali bee), 3936 nucleotides long. RefSeq lists its product as uncharacterized. Lineage: Eukaryota; Metazoa; Arthropoda; Insecta; Hymenoptera; Halictidae. The record is from RefSeq and is a predicted model, not a curated record.